Naumovozyma dairenensis CBS 421 is the source of this 2694-nucleotide messenger RNA. It is a transcript of the gene PXA1, whose product is annotated as ATP-binding cassette long-chain fatty acid transporter PXA1. The coding region runs from base 1 to 2694 and encodes 897 amino acids. Gene Ontology annotation, molecular function: ATP hydrolysis activity; long-chain fatty acid transmembrane transporter activity; ABC-type transporter activity. Gene Ontology annotation, cellular component: peroxisomal membrane. Gene Ontology annotation, biological process: fatty acid beta-oxidation; long-chain fatty acid import into peroxisome; very long-chain fatty acid catabolic process. The record is from RefSeq and is a predicted model, not a curated record. Lineage: Eukaryota; Fungi; Ascomycota; Saccharomycetes; Saccharomycetales; Saccharomycetaceae. The transcript has a single exon.
AUGCCUGGUAGAAAACAACCCCUACCCUCAUCUGAUGCCAUCAAUGUAAGGGAAAAAAUACAACAGCUUAUAUUCAGUUUACACUCUCAUUGUAUUGGACUUCAAUUGUCCAAUGUGACGUUGAAAACGUAUAUAAAUGCACUCAUAAGGCAUUUAUGGAAAUUAGUUAGUUCCAAGAACACGGUAACAACCCCAAGAAAGAGAAGAGCUCAAGUACUUUUACUCUCCAUAGUUCUAUCCUCAAUUACAACAAUCUCCGGAUUCUCAUAUCUAGGCUAUCAAUUAAUUAACAAGCUACGAAAUACGGUGGAUUCUGCAAGAAAUAAAAAUAGAUAUGGUAUAAGGAGGACAAAGUCACAAGUAUUAUUGGGAUCAGGGGGAAGAGUCAUGUACAUCCCAGAGGAUGAUUCUUUAGAUGUCAAUAACUAUAACAAAGAAUUCGACUAUCAUCAGGAGCAUAAAAUAAAGAAAAUUCAUAUACCACCAAAAGAUGAUGAUAUGUAUGAUCAUGAUAAAUUCCUGUUUAAAAACGUAGAACAAGAAGUUGGUAAAAACUCUCAAAUCUUUUAUUCAAAAUUCUUAAACCAAAUGAACGUACUUUCUCGAAUUCUUAUACCAAACAUCUUCCAUAAAAACUCUAUGAUACUAACCUUACAAAUUUUUUUCCUAAUUAUGAGAACUUGGCUUUCCCUAUUUGUAGCCCGGCUGGAUGGUCAAAUCGUCAAAGAUAUCAUUGCAGGAAGAGGUAGAAGGUUUCUCUUGGAUCUAGCUAUUUGGUUCUCUAUCGCUCUACCAGCAUCAUAUACCAAUAGUGCUAUUAAAUUACUGCAAAGGAAACUAUCAUUAAAUUUCAGAGUCAAUUUGACAAGAUACAUACAUGACAUGUAUCUAGAUAAAAGAUUAGCAUUCUACAAAUUAAUGUUUGAUUCUAAAGCUAAUAGUUCAGUUAUUAAGAAUAUAGAUAAUUCAAUCUCAAAUGAUAUCACAAGAUUUAGUGAUGCGACCUGUUCAGUGUUCGCUAACAUUGCUAAACCUAUCAUUGAUUUAGUCUUCUUUUCCGUGUAUUUACGUGAUAAUUUGGGAACAUUAGGUGUCGCAGGGAUCUUUUUAAACUAUUUCACUACAGGUUAUAUCUUAAGAAGGUAUACUCCACCUUUAGGUAAACUGACUAGUGCAAGUUCUGCUGCUGACGGAGAUUAUUACAGCUAUCAUUUGAAUUUGAUUAAUAAUAAUGAAGAAAUAGCCUUCUAUCAAGGGACUACCGUGGAGAGAACUAAAGUAAAAGAAUUAUAUGAUAUAUUGAUGAUAAGAAUGUUGAACGUUAGUAAAAGAAAAUUUAACUAUAAUAUGUUGGAAGAUUACAUACUGAAAUAUACAUGGUCAGGUUUGGGAUAUGUUUUCGCAUCAAUCCCCAUUGUGCUAACGACUUUAUCCACAGGUAUUAAUGCUGAACAAAGAAAUAUGAGAGAUUUCAUAGUUAAUAAAAGAUUGAUGCUUUCAUUAGCUGAUGCAGGCUCUAGAUUGAUGCAUUCCAUUAAAGAUAUUUCACAACUGACAGGCUAUACAAACAGAAUCUUUUCAUUAAUAUGUGCCUUACAUAGAGUUCAUUCCACCAAGUUUAAUUAUGGUGCAAUCUCUGUCUUGAAAAAAGAUAUGUUGGAGGCCGCUGCUGCUUCUGUAACUGCUACUGACACUAACACUGCUGGACAAUUAAUAGGUACAGGUGAUAGGUUAGCCAUUACAAGGUAUCAAAAUAAAUUACAGCAAGAUGAAAUUAUUAGAGGUACAGUCCAAAGAAAUUUCAAUGGUAUUAGACUGGAAAAUAUUGACGUUAUUAUACCAUCUAAAGCUGCUAAAGAUGGUAUUAAAUUAAUAAAAAAAUUGACAUUUCAAAUACCGCCUCAUAUUGAUCCCAUGACAUCAAAGACUGAUUCUACACAAGAUUUCAAACAAAUUAAUGAUAUGUCAAGUAUACCAUUUAUUCAUGGUUCUGGGUCCAGUUUAUUAAUCUUGGGACCAAAUAGUUCUGGUAAGACGUCAAUUCAAAGAAUUAUUGCUGAAAUUUGGCCAAUUUAUAAUAAGAAUGGAUUACUCUCUGUUCCAUCUCAAGAAAACAUAUUUUGUAUCCCACAAAGACCGUACUUCACAAGUAGUGGAACUUUAAGGGAUCAAAUUAUUUAUCCAAUGUCAUCAGAUGAAUUCUUCGAUAGAGGUUUGAAAGAUUCAUUGUUGAUUCAAAUAUUGAAAGAGGUAAAUUUGAAGUAUCUAAUGAAAAGAUCAAAAGGGUUGACAUAUUUAGAUACUGUUGCUGAUUGGAAAGAUUUAUUAAGUGGUGGAGAAAAACAAAGAAUUAAUUUUGCUCGUAUUUUAUUCCAUAAACCAAGAUUUAUCGUCUUAGAUGAAGCUACAAAUGCAAUAAGCCAAGAUAUGGAAGAUUAUUUGUUCAAUAUCUUAAAGAAAUAUCGUUUCAAUUUUAUUACAAUUUCACAAAGACCUUCAUUAAUUAAAUACCAUGAUCUUCUUUUGGAAAUCUCAGAUCACAAUGAUGGAACAUGGCAAAUACAAACUUUGGGGACGGAUGAAGCUAUCACUUCCAUUGAUCAUGAAAUUGAAUCAUUAGAAAAGAAGUUGAAAAACGUAAACCAUUGGGAAACAGAAAGAAGGGAAUUACAAAAAUCUCUUUCAGUAAUAUGA